Mesoplodon densirostris (Blainville's beaked whale) is the source of this 2798-nucleotide messenger RNA. RefSeq names its product ST6 N-acetylgalactosaminide alpha-2,6-sialyltransferase 6 (gene ST6GALNAC6). Gene Ontology annotation, biological process: oligosaccharide metabolic process; ganglioside biosynthetic process. The record is from RefSeq and is a predicted model, not a curated record. Gene Ontology annotation, molecular function: alpha-N-acetylgalactosaminide alpha-2,6-sialyltransferase activity. The transcript is spliced from 8 exons. NCBI's taxonomy places the organism in Eukaryota, Metazoa, Chordata, Mammalia, Artiodactyla, Ziphiidae. The coding region runs from base 620 to 1654 and encodes 344 amino acids.
AGCGGCGAGCGGCGGCGCUAGGACCCGGCGGGCCUGGGCUGCGGCGGGGCCUGGGCGGCCAGAGUGGCGCGGACCCCGGCUCUUGGCUCCCGGCGCCAUGUGAGGGGGCUCGGGGGUCGCGGGGAGCCGGGCGCUCCCCGGGGGAGACCCACUCACUCUUGGCAACCGCGCCUGGAGAUCCCGGUCCCCGCGCCCAAGGGCUGUCGCGGGAUUCGCGGGGCCUCCUGCCGCUGACUACCCCAUCAGAGCUCGGGGACCCUGCCGCCGUCCUGCCUCCCUUCUCUUCCCAGCUGAGGCUAGAGCUCCGUACCCCCCGAGUGCUGGAGUUGGGGGGUUCAGCGCAAGCGGGGCACAGAGGAUGAGGAAACUGAGGCUCAGAGAGGUCACAUGGCUUGCCCGAGGCCCCUCAGCCAGUAAGUGGUGGAACCGGGAUUCGCACUUGAACAUGAGAUGCUGUUCUGACCAUGGUCUUCUCAGAGCAGGAUUGUGACGGGCCUGACCAGGGGGACAGUGGUCCUGGCUGAGGGCACUGCUCAGGCAAAGGUGUGACCCCACACCCCUACCCCCUGGGCCACCUGCAGGACGCUGGCCCCUGCCCCUCAGCAGACGCCGGAGAGAGAUGAGUAGCAACAAAGAGCAGCGGUCAGCAGUGUUCGUGAUCCUCUUUGCCCUCAUCACCAUCCUCAUCCUCUACAGCUCCAGCAGUGCCAAUGAAGUCUUUCAUUAUGGCUCCCUGCGGGGCCGUACCCGCCGGCCAGUCAACCUCAAGAAGUGGAGCAUCACCGAUGGCUACAUCCCCAUUCUCGGCAACAAGACUCUGCCCUCCCGGUGCCACCAGUGUGUGAUUGUCACCAGCUCCAGCCACCUGCUGGGCACCAAGCUGGGCCCUGAGAUCGAGCGGGCCGAGUGCACAAUCCGCAUGAAUGACGCACCCACCACGGGCUACUCAGCCGAUGUGGGCAACAAGACCACCUUCCGCGUAGUGGCCCAUUCCAGCGUAUUCCGUGUGCUGCGGAGGCCCCAGGAGUUCGUCAACCGGACCCCUGAAACCGUGUUCAUCUUCUGGGGUCCCCCCAACAAGAUGCAGAAGCCCCAGGGCAGCCUCGUGCGCGUCAUCCAGCGGGCAGGCCUGGUGUUCCCCAAUAUGGAGGCUUACGCCGUCUCUCUUGGCCGCAUGCGCCAGUUUGAUGACCUCUUCCGGAGUGAGACAGGCAAGGACAGGGAAAAGUCCCACUCGUGGUUGAGCACAGGCUGGUUCACCAUGGUGAUUGCGGUGGAGUUGUGUGACCAUGUGCACGUCUAUGGCAUGGUCCCCCCCGACUACUGCAGCGGCCCCGCCUGCAGCGCAUGCCCUACCACUACUAUGAGCCCAAGGGGCCGGACGAGUGUGUCACCUACAUCCAGAAUGAGCACAGCCGCAAGGGCAACCACCACCGCUUCAUCACGGAAAAGAGGGUCUUCUCGUCCUGGGCCCAGCUGUACGGAAUCACCUUCUCCCACCCCUCCUGGACCUAGGCCACCCUGCCUGUGGGACUCUCACCAGGGACACAGGAGAAGUGGAUCUCCGCUCAGCCGCUCGACCAAGGGCCAUCGUCUGGCUAAUCAAGGCUGGUCAGAGUGUCUUCUGGCCAUUCCGGCCUUGAAGAGGAUAUAAUCUCCAGCCAUUCAGGGCCUGGGGGUAUCUCUUGGCCAAUCAGGGAUAUGGGCUUCUAUGUGGUUAAUCGGGUGUCAAGGGUAUUUCUUGUCCAGUCAGGGUCUGAGCAUAGUCAAUCAGGGUAUUUCUGAGUAAUCCGAGGCUAAUGUCGUGUCCUUUCCCAUGAGGCCUUGGUUCAGAGUCCCAGGAUGGACACUAAAUCACUUCCUAUUGGUUGGGACAGUGCGGUCCUGUCCCAAGGAGCUGGGAACUCGUGUCGCCCCCUCACUCCCCAGAACCAGAAAGAGGUUGUGUGGCGGUGGAAGCUGUCUGGAGCCCAGGCAGGGGCAUCUGUGGGGUUCGGGGGGUUCCAGGCGUGGGAGGCUGGUGUCCGGGUCUUGGCUCUGCCCUGAGUGGCCUUGGACAGACCCCUUGCCCCCUGUCUGGGCAUCCUUCUGCCUGUGUCAGGUUCUAGAGUCUGAGAACCCUCCCACCUCCCCCAACGACCACCUUGGGUCUGUCCUCCGUCAAGAUUGGACCCCUCCAGCCACCACCCCUUGCCGGGGAGCUCCGCUCUCUGAGGGUCUGGGGUUCCCUUCCCCACCUCCUCCUGGAAACUUGAGGAUAUUUUUGCGCAAACUCUCCCAGGCUUUGGGGGACUCUGAAAAGAAGGGACAAGCCUUCAGCUGUUCUCUUAGCCCUUCCGCCCAGCUGCCAUUAGCGUGGCUCUUAAAGAGCCAGGCCCCCUUUUCUGCCAUCCAGCAGUGAGGUUUUCCACCUGUUGGAGGAGCCCUUGGGGCUGAGAGAGGGGGGAUCCCAGCCCAGCUGAGGUUUCCUGCAGCCCCUUUGUCUGCAGCUGCUGGAGUAGUCCCAGGGUCUCCCCGGCUGGGCCUGGGAAGGCCCUAGGGGGCUGGGAGCUGUUGCCUGAGUUCUGUCCCCUCCCUCUCCAUCAGGCACUUUAUCGCUGCACUUCAGUGGGGUGGGUUUAAUCCCUGCUCUUCUGGAGUCUUGAAGAGAAGACUGGAGGAGGCUGUGGAACGGGUCGUGUCAGGUGGAGGAGACGGAGGCCCGCAGUGAGCCAUCGCACACUGGGGCAAGGGGUGGCGGCCGGCGACUACCCUGGACUUGGUUUUGUAAUGAUUUGUACAGGAAUAAACACACCUAA